Messenger RNA from Dipodomys spectabilis (banner-tailed kangaroo rat), 1398 nucleotides. RefSeq names its product potassium inwardly rectifying channel subfamily J member 14 (gene Kcnj14). Gene Ontology annotation, biological process: potassium ion import across plasma membrane; regulation of monoatomic ion transmembrane transport. Bases 1 to 1314 code for a protein of 437 amino acids. Gene Ontology annotation, molecular function: inward rectifier potassium channel activity. Lineage: Eukaryota; Metazoa; Chordata; Mammalia; Rodentia; Heteromyidae. The record is from RefSeq and is a predicted model, not a curated record. The transcript has 2 exons. Gene Ontology annotation, cellular component: plasma membrane.
AUGGGCCUGGCUGGGGCCCUGCGCCGCCUGAGCGGCGCGGCGGAGCCGGGGUCAGGGUCGGGGCCGGGCCGGGCUGACCCGGAGGCGGGGCCGGGGCCGUGCGGGAACGGCUGGGCCCCGGCGGGCGCGGGCGCAGGCUCGCGGCGGCGCGGGCGCUUCGUGAAGAAGGACGGGCACUGCAACGUGCGCUUCGUGCACCUGGGCGGCCAGGGCGCGCGCUACCUGAGCGACCUGUUCACCACGUGCGUGGACGUGCGCUGGCGCUGGAUGUGCCUGCUCUUCUCCUGCUCCUUCCUGGCGUCCUGGCUGCUCUUCGGCCUGGCCUUCUGGCUCAUCGCCUCGCUGCACGGCGACCUGGCCGCGCCGCCGCCGCCCGCGCCCUGCUUCUCGCAGGUGGCCAGCUUCCUGGCCGCCUUCCUCUUCGCGCUGGAGACGCAGACGUCCAUCGGCUACGGCGUGCGCAGCGUCACCGAGGAGUGCCCGGCCGCCGUGGCCGCCGUGGUGCUGCAGUGCAUCGCCGGCUGCGUGCUCGACGCCUUCGUCGUCGGCGCCGUCAUGGCCAAGAUGGCCAAGCCCAAGAAGCGCAACGAGACGCUGGUCUUCAGCGAGAACGCCGUGGUGGCGCUGCGCGACCGCCGCCUCUGCCUCAUGUGGCGGGUGGGCAACCUGCGGCGCAGCCACCUGGUGGAGGCCCACGUGCGGGCCCAGCUGCUGCAGCCCCGAGUGACCCCAGAGGGGGAGUACAUCCCUCUGGAUCACCAGGACGUGGACGUGGGCUUUGACGGAGGCACGGAUCGCAUCUUCCUAGUGUCACCCAUUACUAUCGUGCAUGAGAUCGACUCGUCCAGUCCGCUGUAUGAGCUGGGCCGGGCGGAGCUGGCCCGGGCAGACUUUGAGCUGGUGGUCAUCCUAGAGGGCAUGGUGGAGGCCACAGCGAUGACCACACAGUGCCGCUCCUCUUACCUCCCUGGGGAGCUGUUGUGGGGCCAUCGUUUCGAGCCUGUCCUCUUCCAGCGGGGCUCACAGUAUGAAGUGGACUAUCGCCAUUUCCAUCGCACUUACGAGGUCCCAGGGACGCCGGUGUGCAGUGCCAAGGAGCUGGAUGAGCGCGCUGAGCAGGCUUCCCACAGCCCCAAGUCCAGCUUCCCUGGCUCCCUGGCCGCAUUUUGUUACGAAAAUGAACUUGCUCUCAGCUGCUGCCAGGAGGAAGAGGAUGAGGAGGAGACCCAGGAAGAGCCGGGGCAGGAGGCAGAAGACAGAGCUGCCAGCCCCAGAGUUAUCUCACCAACCCUGCCGCUGACCCUGCCUCCUUGACCCCAGCAGGUGUCCCCAUCCCCGCUGGUGUCCCCUUCCCAGAAGGAGCAGGAUGGAGAGCGAUCGGCCCCUCUUCUGGGAUGU